AUGGGUGCUCAUUUUCUUAUAAUUUACGUACUUCUCUAUUCACAAUCAUUCUUGGCUAGCGCAUUCCCGGUUACUUUCGAACUGCAGGCAGGCCAAAAUGAAUGCCUUUAUGUCCACUCGUCUGGAGACAGCGUCAUAUCUUACUACUUUGCCGUCCAGCAAGGUUCUGACCAUAAGAUGGACUUGAAAUAUGAGAUAUACACUCCGAAUGACCUGACAAAGCCCGCCGUAACGCGUCUUAGCGAAAUGCAAGGAGAUUGGUCGUUCGUUGCCCAACAGAAAGGAGAAUACGGGUUUUGCUUUUACGCUCCAGACACAGCAAGCCGAAUUGUGGAUGUCGAGAUCGUCGCCGCGCAGAAAGAUGCCGCAUAUUUGGAAACCCACCUGCAAGAAAUGUCGGAGGGAUCGUACGACCCUACGCAGCAAAAACUUGGCAGCUCGCUUGAUAUUAUCGAGCGCCAGCUCACGGUACUCGAAGCCAACAUGUGGCGUUACAGAUCUCGGACGUCGCGCAGCCGAGCCACUGCUGUUUCCACGGGUUCGAAAGCAAAGAUUUUCGCACUAUGUGGAAUUAUGCUCAUGAUUAGCGUUGUGGUUACUCAAGCUUUGUAUCUCAAAUCACUCAUUGAGAAGAAGGGACGAAAAUCAGAGCAUGCCUGGAAGGUAAACGGCGUAAGCUGA
Lachancea nothofagi CBS 11611 is the source of this 681-nucleotide messenger RNA. Lineage: Eukaryota; Fungi; Ascomycota; Saccharomycetes; Saccharomycetales; Saccharomycetaceae. The record is from the annotation of a GenBank genome assembly.